AUGUGGUAUUAUAUAGUUUUGACUGCUGGAUCUGAGAAACAGAAAGAAAUAUUCGAAAAGGAGCUGAGGCUGCUUCCGAUUUCCGAAUACAGCUCGGGAAAAUGCGUUUUGAAAGAUGACGCACCGGAAGGAGUCAGAAUCGGAUCUGGUGGAUCGACACUGAGUCUGAUACGGUCGGAUAAUGCCUAUAUGAAUGAUAAAAUCAAUUUGAAGGUUUGGUUUCUUCAUUUGUUGCAAAAUUAUUUAUGGUAAUCUCGUUCUACCGCUACCACGUUUUCACGUGGAAAAUGCGGUAGAGCGCGACUGACAGAAUACUUCAACCAAUUUACAAAACAGUUCAAACUCCCUAUUUUCAAUUACAGCAUCUUCUUGUCCAUUCCGGCGGUCUUUCUCAGCGAAUGCCGCAUCUUUCCGCCUACGGAAAAGCAUUCGGAUUGUUACCGAACGGAAAAACAUUGUUGGAAACGAAACUAGACAUCUACAGGUGAAUAUUGAACUGAAAAAAGAAAGAACAGAACAAAAAGAGAAGAAGUUUCAGGAAUCAUUUGUUUGAUAAACUCCCCCCGGUCAGUGGAAUCAUGAUAACUGCGUCCGACGUUUUGGAGGACAUGCAAGGACUUCCAUCGAUUCGGAACAGCGACGCCGAUAUUAUCAUUUUCGCGCAUACUUCUUCUUUGGAAGUCGGCACUCAGCACGGCGUUUUUGUGGUGGAUGCCAAAACGAAAAAGCUGAAGAAAGUGCUUCAGAAGCCGUCAGUCGAAGAAAUGAGGAAAGAAGGAGCGCUGAGGGAGGAUGGAACAAUCCUCACUGACAGGUUUUCAACAUCUUCCCGUUUGAGACCGAACCUUCUCUUGCAGUUGUUUCUUCCUAACCUGGCCUUUCUGUGACCAAAUUCUCAAUUCGGACAAUUUAUUCAAUGAACAGAUAACUGAGGAACUGUGCUGUUACGGAGACUUUAUGAGGGGGCUGGGAACUGAACCGAAACUGGAUUACAUUGACGAUUGUAAGAAUUUAAAACACAUGUUAAAUUGGUCGUAACUUACUUCAGCGCCUCCGAAAUUAGCCGAGUACCGACGGGCUCUUGCCAACAGUUUCUCUAAAGCCAAGAUCCAGGUUUGGACUGCAAAACCUCACUUUUAAUUAACUCAAAGUUUCGCUUCAGAUUUGUGAACUGGGGAAGAACACAUUCUUUCACUUCGGAACAUAUCGAGAGUUUUUGGAGCAUCUUCUGCCAGACUCCGCACUCCGGAACGCCUUCCCCGACAUUUUCACGUCAAACGUUCAGAAGUCGAAAGGAUUUCAAAUUAUGAAAGUUCCCGAUUCAAGUUUUGUGGAAUUCUCGGAUGGAAUGCGGGUAGGAGUUGGCCAGAAUUGUGUGAUAAGUGGAAUUGAAGCGGAACAAAUGAAAAUCAAAAUUAGUGACGACACAGUCGUUUUCACGAUGGCACUAAAUAAGGUUGAAAGGGAGGCACCUUUAUGUACAAUUACACGCGACUUUCAGGGAGAUUAUGUGAGUGUGAUGUUCAAAAUUGACGAUGAUAUCAAGAAGAAGUGGAACAGACUGAAAUGGAAUGGGCAUGAUACAGGAAUCGCGAACACAUCGAUGUGGGAUGCACCGAUCUUCAGAACGUUCGAUUCACGGUUAAAAUCUUUGGAUAAGACAUUGUCCGAGUGGGUUAACGGGAUGGAAGAAAAGGUGAGGAGAAAAAUAGGGAAACAGACAAGGAUGAAGAUGAGAUUGCAGGGAACGCGGAUUUCGAUCGGCGAAGCAAUGA
Caenorhabditis sp. 36 PRJEB53466 is the source of this 1775-nucleotide messenger RNA. NCBI's taxonomy places the organism in Eukaryota, Metazoa, Nematoda, Chromadorea, Rhabditida, Rhabditidae. The record is from the annotation of a GenBank genome assembly.